AAAAUAUCCCUCAACGUUGUUUGGCUUCAGAGCGGUGGCGGCGGUGCUUCGAUUUGCAGCAAGUUCACGGAACUCGGAUCGCUCGGAACCAGCGCCAGGACACGCUCGCGACGCUUUGAAAUCCGCGCUCGACAGGAAACACGCGGGAAGGAAGCACGGCUUGGUGAAAGCUCGCUGGUUCCGUAGGACGCACUCCUUAGCGGGCAGCCAUGUUUAUCCUGUAGGCCACUCUCAACUACUCCACCCUUUAUACUGUGCGUUUUGUGGACCUGGGCAUCCAGAGAGAUUGGAGGAACAUGACAAGGCUGGAAAGAGCGUAGCCGUCAACAUGUUUGCAAGAAAAGAUGUAGGAGCGCCCAAUGGCACGGCUGGCCCCAGUGCCCGGGACGGCUCGCACUGCGACCUGUGCGGGUGCACACGGCCCGCGGUGCGCUGUGACAAGUGCAAUCGGCAGGUGUUCUGCCUGUCGUGCGACGACAUGUAUCACCGGCACCCACGCCGCAAGAGCCACCUGCGGCGUGCCGUGGACAGCGUGGCCAGCGGACGCCCGGCCGCCGUCAAGCCGCCGCCCUCUGCGCAGCAACGCGUCGAGGGCGACCCUUCGCACAUGCCGGUGCCGCCACCCAGGAAGAAGAAGUCGCUGUUCAGUGCCUUCGGCCGCGGCACCGCUGGCAGCCAUCCAGCCGACGAUCACGAGAGACACCCAGCAUUGCCCAAGAAGGAGUUCUCGUGGACUGACAAGUUUGGCAGCAUCAAGCGCUUCAUGGCGAGCCGGCCGUUGCCCCCGGUUCCACCGGAGGACGAAGGCAUGCCGCCGUCGCCGCGAUACCAUCGCUCUCACGUUCCGCUCAAUUACGUGAACGUGGACCCACACCCGCCCGCCGUGCCUCAGCGGCCGCCCCCGCGCAUCGGCUUCCCGCCGCCGCCGCCUCAACAAAAACAGCAGCAACAGCCGCAACAACACAGCCGAGACCGCCGGGAGAUGGCGCACAUGGGCGUUGCUGGCGCCAGGAACGAUCGAAUGACGACGCUCGACGACUGGGACGACGUCGGCUCGGCCUCGGGCAGCAGUCACGGCAGCGACGACAGCUGGGGUCCCGAGGCUUACCGGCAUCCCGGAGCCGAACAGCGGGACGGGCCGGCCUUCCGGAAAGUUGGCCCUCCCGGCGCACACCAAACGUUUGGGACGCUCCGCAAGCACAGCUCGCCGCACGCCUUCGCUUCAAACAAGGGCGGCGACUCGUCCACGUUAAACCGCCAGAGCAGCAGCAUGACGGACCUCCACGGGGGGCACCCCGGUUCGGUAGCAGCGAUGCUGCCCCCCGGGCCGGGCUACCCAACGCCGGGGCCCGCGUUCCGUGCACCGUUCGGCUACCCUCCGAUGGCCUAUCCUAUGGCGUCGGCCACUCCACUUGGCUUCUACCGGCCGCCCGGCGCCUUCCUGGGUGGCUCCACGGGGUCUUGGAGUAACGUCAACUCUGCCGCCGAGGACGGCAAGGAGACGGACGACGACAAGUCUCAGCGCCAUUCCACACUCGACUGCCGCCGCAUCAAGCGCAGCCAGAGCUGCAUGCACGACCCCAUGAUGCACCCCGCUCCCUUCUACCCUUUCGGCUACCCGGCCUACCCCCCAAUGUUCCCACCGUGGAUGCGGCCUCCCUCGCCGUCCCUAUCACAGCAAUCGCUGCCAAUGGGCGACGAGUCAGGCGAGCGGCUGCACCGGCCACACCACCGCAAGCACAAGAAGAGCCUGAGUAAGGCCGCGUCUCGGCGCCAGUCCUCGCAGGACCUGUCCUCCGAGGAGGAGAAUGACCGGGACAGCCCGUCUCUGGACGAGCGCUCUUCCAGAGAUCGUGGGAGUCAUUCGAGUGAGAAGGCAAAAAGCCGAGGCCGAACACCUUCCAGUCGAGACCGAGAGGAGGUGAAGGCACCGGACAAGGCCGAGACCCACGAGACCGCCACCGAGAGGGAACAUUCCGAAGCCAUCAGGCAGCAGCAGGCCCGCCUCCUCGCGGUUGUGAACCAGACUGACAAGCAGCAGCGGGCCCAGACAUCCGAUGAACAGUCCGGGCUUGAAAAAGCGGCGCCCUAUGCCGGCCCAGAGUCGCAGCCCAAAUGGGAUCCAACUAAGCCUUGGCGCUGCCAGCACUGUACUUUCAUCAACGAGGCCGGUUCGCGCAUUUGUCUCAUCUGCUGCAAGACAACGUUUCGCGAACAGUCUCCGGCUCCUGUCUCCGACGACGAGGAGCGCCAGAAGAAGAGAGCUGGCUUUCAGGACACGCUGGCAGACAAGGAGAUCGAGCUGCCUGGCACCAAGAUCGACGCCGAUCCCCCGAAGAGCGAGUUAGUCCCUGCUGAACCCAAGCCCGAGGUCAAGCUGUGUCCCGGCACCGACGACGACAACCAGGUGAACUUCACGGACGAGUUUAUUAAGGAGCAGCAAGAGGUGGAGAAGGAAAUUCGCCGGCGCCUCGAAAUCCAGAUGCGAAUAGACGAAGAAAACCGCCGUAUUGAGAGCGCCGGUGUGGUGGAAGAAAGCCGAACAGUGCAGCAUUUCCAAGGCGACAACGCAGAGACGGAAAGCUCCAGCAUGACACCACAGCAAGCCAUGGCACUCGGUGCCGAAGCAGGGUCGUCGCCUUCUGCCAACGCAAAUGCGAUCGCCACAGGUGUGCAAGCAGCUAGUUACCAAUCAAACGUCCAGCAGUGUCACUCGUCGAGCCAAACCAUGUCAAUGGGCAGCGAGCACAGUCCGGCCACGAGUGACUCUUUGCCGCCGGACACGGCAUCGGCAGUGACUAUGCAAAGUGUGAGACCUAAAGUUUUGUAUAAGGCGUCAGUAGCUACAGACACUGAGGACUUCACGGACCCUUCAACGUCAUCGCCGCUGUCGGAUGCCCAGCAAGACAGGCAGGAGCGCCGCCGGGUCUUUGCCGAGGCCAAGGCGCAGUCCCUGGAUCAUUCCCGGCCGGCAUUCCUGCAACCAAAGGGCGCACAAGUGGUCCCCAGGGGCACGCGCAUCGGUAACCUGAUCAGGACCCUAUCGAAGACGUCUCUGCAAAACACGGAGCCCGAGGGCCGCCUGUACCGCAGCCACAGUCGGUCCUCCCUGCACAGCGAUAUGUCGGACGCGUCGCCGGUGCGCAGGGGCAUCGCUAGGCACGGCUCGCUGGCGGAGUUCGACCGCCCGUUUGGCCUGGAGAGCAACAGGAAGGACGACGACGCGUCUUCACUCGUCGGCGCCACAUCCAGUAGCUACAUCUCGGAGGGCAGGAAGCAGGACUACUACCUCAGCCUGGAGGAGCUGGUGCAGCAACGCAAGCAGGAGCAGAUGCGUACGCAGGGACUCGAGUUGGUCCGCCUCAUUCGGGAAGCCGAACAGCGCGGCUUCACAGCCGACGACCUGCAGGUGGCAAUGAACCACUGCGGCAAUGACAACCCCAUCAACUGGUUGCGGGACAACUGGCAGAACAUGACGGAGACUGUCGUGACGCUGGCCACAAACUACGGCCACGACCGACGAGAAAAUACCAUCGGAAUUGUGUCCGUCAGCGAGGCCCAGAACGCACUGCGUCGCCAGAAGGGCAACAUUUGGGCUGCCGUCACCGAGUGCGUCGAGAACCGCCAGAGAAUGUUCAUGGAGCUGAGCUCGAGAGGGAACUUCACUCGGCAAGAGAUACUGGCGGCGUUAACGGACAACCAGGGCAACAUGGACAUGGCGUACGCGCAGCUGACGAAGGCCACGCUCAAGCCGUUCCUCAUGCGCAUCUGGGGACCCGGCACGGGAGUCGACAACGACGAAGGUCGCCGACCGUCACCGCUCGGCGACAAGCGGGAGGAGAGCGUCACGGACCGAGUCAAGGACUGGCUCGAGUCCCUGGACGCCGCGUCACAGCUGCCGUCCAGUAACGCGUCCUCGCUCGAAGAGAAGCGGGCCAAGCGCCACUCGUUCCACGGCUACCGGAGCGACCAGCCGUUCUGCAGCGGCCACCGCGACCGCUCCAGCUCGCCGGCUUCGUCCUUCUCGAGUCACCGGGAAACCUCGGAAGUGAGCAGCGUCUCAUCGGCCACGCACGGCACCAGCUCUCGCCUCGAGGCUAUUCUCCGUCGCCGAGAAGCACAAAAAGAAUUUGAAAAGGGUCGCAAGUCAAAGAAGGAAGUUCCCGCCGACGGCAGCAAGAGGCGAUGGACGUUGGCUUCGGUUUUCAGUGCGAAGAAGCCCAGUCAGAACGCCAAAAAGGACGACUUCACGGGGGCAGGUUCCUCGGCUCAAAAGUCAUCUUCACAGACGACGCUGGCAUCUGACACGACGCAGCUUGACAGCAGUAGCAGCGGUGGGGCCACCGUAUCAAUGGAAACGCUGACCUCAAUCGAAGCGACAGGUGCAAAGCCAAAAACGUUUCUGGGCCGUUUUGCGUCAUUUAAGAAUGAGAGUAGAAAGAAAGACACCAGGACUGUCGAAGCUGUCGACUCCGGUGCUACAAACACUUUAGUGAAAGGCUCCCCUAUUGGUGAGAGGGCUGCAGAAAGAUUGAAGGAGGACUCAAACAGCAAAACUGUGACACCCAAGGAAACAAACAUAAUUGAAAAUCAGUCACCAAACGACUCUGAAACAUUCGAAAAGGCAGACGCUACCGAAAAAAGCGCACCUUUUGCUGCAAACCGUAAUGCAAUUGAAAACAUAAAGCAGUCUAUUCACGCCGCGAAAAUUUCAUUCAUGUCGGCAACCUCAGGACCUGCUGUCCAGCAGUUGCCAGAAGCUGCCCAUGAACUUUCAACUAAUGGGCCCCUGGUUGAAAACUCUGGACCCACGCAAUUAGAGCUAACCCCGUUGACUGCACAAGAAGCUGAUAAACCUCAAGAAAACCAUUCCAGUGAGCUAGCUGUAGGCGGCAAAGUUAAAAGCGAAGUUGUAGGUAUUACUUCUGAGUCCGUAGAGUCGUCAAGCGCUGAUAUAAAUGAAAAUGGGCAAGACGACCAGACGAAGCCCUCUAGUUCAAGAAAAAGCAACGACUCUUUACCGGCAAAGCAACCUAGUGCACCUACAAAGACGCAAAUGGUUAGCAAAGAUACCGCUUCUAGUGCGAAGGCUUCAUUGCCUCUUAGCCCACCAGAAACAGUCGUCGUUAACGGAGCAGAUGGGCAGCCUGUGGCCAAAGAGACGACGGCGGAAGUUUCAGAAGUAUUGGUCAAAGCGGUAGCUACUCCUACAGUCGUGGUACACUGCGCUGAGAACACAGCCACAAUUUUGACAGCUGGUAAUUCUGACAGCAGCAGCCAGGCUGCAUCCUCCGAGUGUAUACCUCUGAAAGACGGCGAGCUGAUCGGCGAACAUGGAGGCGUGAAAGCGGCCGAAAACGUUCAGGUGGAGAGCCGGCAAAGUGAGGCCAGUGCCGAUGUUGCGAGCACAGCGAUCACCGGAGGUGAGGGCUCAGCCACCACGAUCACCCGAAAGCUAGGAAAUCGCCUCGCGGACGCGGCAACUGUCAGGAAGCGCGAGCGCCCGCUCACGAAUGGAACGGCCGAGAACGCCGAGCACGACACGCUGAGGCCGCCGCUGGCUGCGGGCAAGGGUGGCCCGCUCCGUCGGCCAUCGGUGAGGCGGACCAGCCGCGAGGGCGCCGAUGACUGUGUGGUCAGGGACCGUGACGGCAAUGCCCUUAUUGUGAAGCCCCAGAAGCCGAUCGAGCGUCGCGGCAGCGUCAACGCCAGAUCCGGCAUGCAGAUAUCCAAGGCGGUGGCAGCAAACAUCGCCAAACUGCGGUCAGUUCCGCCGCCAAGAAAGCGCAAGCAGGUGGUGCAGCCCAGGCCGGCCGGGAAGCUUCCCACGGAGAAACAGAAACAAUACAAGGCCAAAGCCGAGGAACUCGUCCAGGAAGGUCGUUGUCCGACCAUGGUGCACGCGCAUUUAGUGGCCGAGCUGAUCGACAUGAGCUUCGACGAAGAGGACGCCAUCCUGGCUGCCGAACAGUGCGAAAGCAUCUACCAGGCAGUCAACUUCUUGCAGCAGGAGUGUGAGCUAUGCGCGGCCACCUACUCCAUCAGUCAGAUGGUUUCCUUGCUCAACUGCGUACACAAGGCGUGCAAAGAGUGCCUCACAGCUUAUUUUACCAUCCAAAUACGGGACAGAAAUAUCAUGGAACUUCUUUGCCCAUUUUGCAAUGAGCCUGACUUGAGUGACGAAGACGUAGAGCUGAAUUACUUUAAUAACCUAGAUAUUCUGUUAAAGGGCUUGGUGGACAACGAAGUCUACGACCUGUUUCAACAAAAGCUACGAGACCGAGCGCUAAUGAAGGAUCCAAACUUCCGGUGGUGUUCACAGUGUUCUUCUGGUUUCAUCACGUACCCUGAUCAGAUACGUCUUGUGUGCCCCGACUGCAAGGCAGUCACCUGCGCCUCUUGUCGCAAGCCUUGGCAAAAACAACAUGAAGGCAUCAGCUGCGAGCAGUUUCAACAGUGGCAACAAAACAAUGACCCCGAAAGUCAGGCUGAGGGAAUAACUCGCUACUUGGCUGAAAACGGAAUCGAUUGUCCAAACUGCAAGUUUCGGUAUGCACUAGCCCGCGGCGGCUGCAUGCACUUCAAGUGCUAUCAGUGUGGCUUCGACUUCUGUUGCGGGUGCAAUUUGCCUUUUAAAAUGGGCGAGAAAUGCGGCCGGUCUCCGAACUGCUCCAAACUAGGCCUACAUGCCCACCACCCUAGAAACUGCCUUUUCUACCUCCGUGACAAGAAUAUUGAAGACUUGCAAAGGCUUUUAGAGGAAAGCAAGAUAGUUUUUAAUCGGGACUCACCUGCUCACUGGGUUAAGACAUCCCGUUGCCAAGUUCCUGAGCAAAAAGAGACCAGGGAUGGCUUCAAGGACGACGUGUGUGGUCGAACAGUGGAAGAAGGCACGGCAGGACUGUGCAGAAUGCAUUACGUGGAAUACCUCGGGCAGCUGAUCUUCAAGAAUCACGUUGACCCCUUACCCAUAUUCGACGUGGACGAGUUGGAGCUGGUGCUAAAGCGCGCAAAUAUCCGGCUGCCAUCGCGCUACAAGCUGUCGGAUCGGGAAUACCAGGACGCUCUCAUCAAGGUCAUCGACGCCGAUGUGCCACUAGAAAAAAGUGCCGGCUGAAGCCAAUGACGCAAGGUUAUAUCAAAAUCCAACGUCUUGGGGCCGAGGUGCAACACUUUAAGAAAAUGAACUCUCAGUGUCCUGAAAAAAAAAGAACUUUCAUUUUCCUUGCUUUCCUUUUUUUUUGAACAUGACUGUUUCCCUCAGGAUAAUUUAUCUUCCUCAUACAAAAGCUGCAUUCUGGCGUCAGUCGUCUAAUUAAAUUUUGGUGCUCAACAUUGUUCAAAACCA
Molecule: messenger RNA, 7348 nt
Organism: Dermacentor silvarum
Lineage: Eukaryota; Metazoa; Arthropoda; Arachnida; Ixodida; Ixodidae
Product: E3 ubiquitin-protein ligase lubel-like
Biological process (GO): protein linear polyubiquitination
Cellular component (GO): LUBAC complex
Molecular function (GO): ubiquitin protein ligase activity; zinc ion binding; linear polyubiquitin binding
Source: RefSeq, a predicted model, not a curated record